CUCUUUGACCUUCCAUAAAAACGCAGCUGUGGGCGGACUCUCCGUGUCGCAGCCCGCAGAUCUCUCCGGAAAACACUCUCACUCCUGCAAGAAACGUAUAACUUGAGCCAUGUCAUCUCCACUGAACAGUCUGGUUAAUGAUGAUGGAAGGUACCAGGAAUCUUUUGAGCUCUUUCUGGAGCGCUCCUCUGAGCAUCAGUGUAUGAGGGACUUCAUCCACAGUCUGCUGCCAGAUAUACUGGCCAGCAUCGGAAAUGGAAAGUCCCAUCUAAAUGUCAUUGGAGUUGGAAGCGGAGCCGGUGAGAUUGACCUUGAGAUGCUCUCCCAGCUCCGUCUGAAGCACCCAGGGGUGACGGUGGAUAACGAGGUGGUUGAGCCUAGUGGGCAGCAGCAACAUAACUACAGAGUUUUGGUGUCAAAGAAACCAGAAUUAGAUUGGGUCCAGUUCCACUGGAACAAGAUGACCGCGGCAGAGUUUGAGGCGCAGUGGAAAGAGAAGAAGAUGAGUAAGAAGGCUGACUUCAUCCACAUGAUUCAGAUGCUGUACUAUGUGAAGGAUCCUGGAGCGACCGUCAGCUUCUUCCAGAGUCUCCUCGACAAGAAUGGGAAGCUUGUGAUCAUUCUGGUGUCUGGUGAGAGUGGUUGGGGAAAACUGUGGAAGACUCACAGGAGACAACUCUGUAACACGGAAAUAAGUCAGUGUGUGACCACAGGAGACAUCAAAAGCUUCCUGGACUCGGAGGGAGUGAGCUACCAGAGCUACAAUCUGCCAUCUCAACUGGAUAUCACCGAGUGUUUUACCGAGGGGGAUGAGAAGGGAGAGCUGCUGCUCGAUUUUCUCACGGAGGUGCUGGACUUCAGUAAGACGGCCCCACCUGAGCUGAGAGCCGGUGUCAUGAAAACACUUCGGCAGCCAGGCUGUAGCGUGGAGUCCAACGGCAGAGUUAUCUUUAACAACAACCUUGAAGUAAUCGUCUUAGAUCCACGCUAGGGGUGUCACGGUUCUCCAAACCCACCAUUCCAUGUGACUUGCGAUUUUACAAUCACAAUUUUGAUUAGACAGCUAUGCUAUGCUAAAAACACAAAUUAGCCAUUCAAUAAUAAUCAGCAAAACACAGAAAUUGUUACACAGUUUGGAAUCUCAAAACUGUUCGGAGUAAAUCAUCUUAUCAAGUGAAUUAAUCGAGGAUCUUUGGCAACGUUAUCAGUUUAGUUUCAUUACGGUUUUUUUCUCGUCGUGUGAACCCUCGUCUCAUUAAUAAAGGAUCUCUGAAGCAUCUUCAGUACUGUCAGAGUUACUUUUUAGUGUGUUCGCUUGGUAUUAGAAUAAUCAGAAAAGUGUAUUUCUGAGCGGGGAAAGUUCCCCUCAGGUCGGAACAACAACUCGUAAACUCAGAGAACAUUUUGAUGCACAAGUUGCAGAGUUGACGUCACAUGAGGAUGAUGAUCUGUUUCCUUUGCUCGUCCAUGUCACUCAAAUGCCAGAGACAGCUGUCAGUGUGUCGUUUAAACACAUUAAGCUGCAGAACAUCAUCCAUGCUGCUCCCAUAUUCCGACCAGAUGCACAAAGUCAGGAGAACGACUUCUGAGCUCUGGAAGUGGGACCAAUCUGAGGAGCACGUGAAUGCAGCGUAGGAGUGCGGCUGCAGGCUACUGAUAAACUAGCUGUGUCUUCUGAAGUGUUUUUAUUACGUUUGGACGGGCACAAGUCGGCGUGUCGUGGCAGAGGGGAGGGGGAUAAUGGUCGAUGAUUCAUUUGAGUUUGAUGGUUGAAACUGAACACUGAUUUUGAUCAAUUGUUGACUAAAAAAACAAAAUUGCGACAAACCUACUCAGCUCCCUUGAAAAACGUCCUGUUGAAAAGUGAAAUUAGCAGUAGGAUGAUAAUAGAACUGUUGGUUAAUUAGUUUUAAACAUGGUGAUUGUCUCAAAUUGUACUGUUUAUAAUUGACUGUACAUAAUUAAUAUGAUUUUAGCCUGUGUGAAAUGGCUUGUUUGUUUUACAUGAUGUUUUUUGUCCAUACCAGAAUUAUUUCCCCAUUUCAUGAUAAAUGUCUAUGUUCGUGCAAAAUGUAAGACUUGAUUCUAUAUAUUUUUUUCUGAACAAAUUAUAUGUGCAAUUUAUUAUUUUGUCAUGAGCCCCCAAAUCAAAACAUAAAGUUAUGUGUUUUAAUCAGCUUCAGACAUCAGCUUCAGAUGCUGCUAUCACAUAAUCUUUAUGGGCUACUGCUGGCAGCCCCUUUACGCCGCUGCUCUCAUCACAUCAUAUUACUUUGGAAAUAAAAAAAUAAA
This is a messenger RNA of Acanthopagrus latus (yellowfin seabream), 2292 nucleotides long. RefSeq names its product histamine N-methyltransferase (gene hnmt). The transcript has 7 exons. Lineage: Eukaryota; Metazoa; Chordata; Actinopteri; Spariformes; Sparidae. Bases 110 to 991 code for a protein of 293 amino acids. The record is from RefSeq and is a predicted model, not a curated record. Gene Ontology annotation, molecular function: N-methyltransferase activity.